Colletotrichum paranaense is the source of this 237-nucleotide messenger RNA. RefSeq lists its product as uncharacterized. The transcript is spliced from 2 exons. NCBI's taxonomy places the organism in Eukaryota, Fungi, Ascomycota, Sordariomycetes, Glomerellales, Glomerellaceae. The coding region runs from base 1 to 237 and encodes 78 amino acids. The record is from RefSeq and is a predicted model, not a curated record.
AUGCAGUUUUCCACCGUCUUCGCCAUCUUCGCCGCCACCAUGGUCGCCGCCGCACCCACAUCUCCCAUGGACUCAACUCUUGAGGCCAGAAAGGACCCCGGUGCCAUCGCCGCCUGCGAGACACAGACAGCAGCCGACCAGGUUGCCUGCAUUGAUAAGUGCAACAAGGACGCCGCGUGCAUCACCGCUUGCUCUCUGGAUGCUGCCCAGAAGUACACUGCUUGCGCCACGAACUAG